Messenger RNA from Owenia fusiformis, 1512 nucleotides. The record is from the annotation of a GenBank genome assembly. Lineage: Eukaryota; Metazoa; Annelida; Polychaeta; Sabellida; Oweniidae.
UGUCAUCAUGUUCAACUCCAUAGGCGCGAAAUAUGAAAUCUUCGCUCACUCAGAAUACCUCAGAAUGAUGACUGAUAUAAACAUAUUUACAAAGAUUCGUGGAAUAUAUGGAUGGCGAUGUCUUACUAAUAAAGAACAUGCAAAGAAGGCGAGAAAUCUCAUAUACAAACAUAUUAGCGAUAACUGUUCUUACAAAGCAGUUGUAAAGAAAAUCAUAAAGCAAGCUUUGGAGUUCCAUGCAGCUACGCCGUGCUCUUCACAUGAUGUGUAUGAUGAUCCAACAGAGGCACUAUACAUCGCAGCUCAUCUUUGUCAAAAGUACUCAAUUGAAGAUUCAAAACUUGUCUUAGAAGUUGUGCAAACUGCUAUCAGUUGUACCGGAAACCAUGAUAGAUGGUUCGAAUUCUUGGACCCAUUGGCAUUUUCAUGCGAGCUAGAAAACAAUCUAUACCCGAUUUAUAACCAAUCAAAUGCGGCUACCACAGUCGUCACGAAAGAACAACUCAAUGCCCUUGAGUACUUUCUCACACAUUGCAGUGGAAUUGUGGUAAGGACGAACCACGGUGCAAUUGCUAACAUUCUGGGUUUGAACGAAACAGCAGUAGCAUCGCGUUGGUCAGACGUUGCGUUUAUAGAUGCACCACUUUCAUCAUGCCGUAAUUGCAAUCCAUUACUUCUUGCUUGUCAAGCAGAGUCACCCGAAGGAGUAAGGUUGCUCUUGAGGUACGGAGCUCAACCGAUGUUUCCAGUCUACAGUUUCAGUGAUCCUUCAGGCCAACAGCGAUUUCCACUUCAAGUUCUUGCAAUGAAACUAAACGCGUCCGUUUUUUGGAAAACGCACAUUCACGCUAUUGAAAGUAAUUACCGUGAAGAAUUCAUGCGACAGAGAAAAGCGUACGACAUGCAGAUCAAUGAAUGCAUAAAUGCAUUCCAAACUGCCUUGCCCACAUUACCACUUCGUCCAUGUCAACAACUUACACAAGAUCACAUGGGAAGCUCAAGUACCCUGUUUUGUGUCCAUCCGUCUUACAAGUCCAGUCUUCCAAGGUCCAUUACACAUGGUCCCCGAACAUUACGUCAUAUAGCGAAGUGCACUGUACGAAACACACUGAGCAGAAACAACGGAAAUGCCAUAAUUUCAAUACCAAAGAAAAUCCAGCAGUUACCACUUCCAAUCUUAAUCAAGGAAUAUAUUGACUUGCAAAUAGAUUUGUGAAAUCAGAUUAAUCCAGGUGGUGUUGGACAGUUUCACUUAUAAUUUAGUAUUGUAACAGGAAAUUCGUGACGCUAUGAUUGAGCCGUUGAACUUGUUCAAUAUGGCCUAAAUGAAGUAGUCUAACCUUUCAAGGAGUGGAAUUAAAUGGAAAAAUCUAUAAGAAUAUUUUGUCCACUUAAAAAAUAAUAGUAACAGGAUAUCUUGUCAUAUUAGAAUUUUUCAUUUAUCCGGUCUAAUAUUUUUCUAGUUUUUGACAGUAUUGAGUUUAUUUAUCAUAGGCCAGUGCUUCUUGACAG